UUUAGUCAGCUGCUUAUUAGGGUUUGGGUGGAAUGCGCGGUCGCCCUGGUAAUGCUGCGGCAUUCUCUUGCCCGAUUCCUGCGCCGGCGCCCUAGAUUUACGCUUGUUCUUGCUCUCGGUUCGUCGGCCAUAGCUGGAGGAUGCGCGAUUGAUCGGGAUUCCUGGGUUCUUGCUCCAGCUGAGGUGACAUGAUCUCGAUCGACGAGGAAAACAACGGCUUCCAGAGUAAGGCUGCCUCGUUUGAGCUCCUCAAGCUAGCAAAUGAGAAGCAGGCCGCGGCGAAGCUGGUGAUUCGGCCGGCUGUCCUGGCCAGGGCUCUUGAGGAAGAGCUUAGGGACGAGCAAGUGCCCAGCAGCUUGGGGCCAUCAGAUGAUUCAUUCAUUUUUGAGCAUCAUAGGGCAAAGCGAGAAUUUUUUGCAUUGCCGCUUGGCCGAAUCGCUAGAACUAUGAAAACUUGGAUACGAGAAAUGGAGGACAAGAGGAGGGCAAAGCUCUUCAAUGCUGUCGCUGGAGCUGGCGCAGGUUCUAUAUCUGCAACGUUUGUCGCUCCACUCGAUGUCGUGAAAACGCGACUUCAAAUCCAACGCAUUCCAAAGGCUGGACAACUUGGUGUAAAUGCUUUUGGAGGUACGAGCUUAGGAAAGACACUUCAAUCGAUAGUGAGGCAGGAGGGAGUCAGGGGACUUUACCAGGGCUUGGCUCCAACGAUUUUGGCGUUGCUUCCCAACUGGGCGGUUUUCUUUACAACUUACGAGCAAAUGAAGAGGUUAUUGCAGACGAGAGAUUCACAAGCCGGGAAGCAGCAGCUGACGAUGAGCUCACAUUUAUUAGCUGCGACGGUGGCUGGAGCCGCGACUAAUCUUAUUACCAAUCCUCUCUGGGUUGUUAAGACUCGUUUGCAGACUCAACGGCUGAGACCGGAUUUAGUUCCCUACAAGAAUACUUUCUCUGCCUUACGUCGCAUUGCGGCUGAAGAAGGCCUCAGUGGCUUGUAUAGCGGAUUGAUACCAGCACUUGCAGGAGUAAGUCACGUCGCGGUGCAGUUCCCGGUUUAUGAGCAGCUGAAGCAGUAUUUCGCAAAGCUAGAUGGAACUACGACAGAUAGAUUGUCAACAGGUCGCGUGGCAAUUGCUUCAUCAAUAUCAAAAGUCCUUGCUUCUACCAUGACGUACCCUCAUGAGGUUGUGAGAGCUCGGCUCCAACAACAGGGUCAGGUCGCCGUCACUCAUAUGAAAUACGCCGGUGUUGUAGAUUGCGUGAGGAAGAUCUGGGUGGAGGAGGGAAUCGCCGGUUUCUACCGAGGCUGCGGGACAAAUCUCAUGAGAACAACACCCGCGGCUGUGAUCACCUUCACGAGUUUCGAGCUGAUAAUGCGGUUCCUCCAGAGCUUGGAGCCUCCCAAGGCAGUGGUUUUGAAAAGAGACGACGACGACAGCGGCGAGGAGGUCGUCUCGGAAGAAGUUACAAAACAUUGAGUUUUGGCACAGUUCGUGAAAGCCAAGCGGGUCUGGGUGACGAUUUUGGGAGCUCAAGCUUUCGUCUCCAGUGAGGUCUCGAUUCCUUCCAUCUUUUUGUCUUGCUCAUAUUUUGCUUAGCUCUCUGCGAUUGCAUUUGUUAGUAGCACAUAGGCCGCUGCGCUUGCCGGCUCCAAAUCAAGUACGAAUUUUGUUGCCCGA
Selaginella moellendorffii is the source of this 1676-nucleotide messenger RNA. RefSeq names its product nicotinamide adenine dinucleotide transporter 1, chloroplastic. Lineage: Eukaryota; Viridiplantae; Streptophyta; Lycopodiopsida; Selaginellales; Selaginellaceae. The transcript has 10 exons. Gene Ontology annotation, biological process: NAD transmembrane transport. The record is from RefSeq and is a predicted model, not a curated record. Bases 189 to 1475 code for a protein of 428 amino acids. Gene Ontology annotation, molecular function: NAD transmembrane transporter activity.